AUUACGUCAUUAAAUAUUUCCUUGACGAAGACCUGAAGGGCACGAGCAGUAGGUUGUUUCACCAUUUAUUAUUUAAAAGUAAAUAAAUAUAAUGUUUCGAAUUGCUAUACAACGAGGAUUUUCCUGUGUGAAAAAUAUUCAAAGCGUCAUUAUACCAUAUUAUGCUAAGAUUCAACCAGCUGCAGUUACAUCUGUGAGGUCCAUGUCCAAACACUCCACAGAGACUGAUGAAGAAUUUGAUGCAAGAUAUGAAGCAUAUUUUAAUCGAACAGAUAUUGAUGGAUGGGAUGUUCGUAAAGCAAUGAAUGAUUUACAAGGAAUGGAUCUUGUGCCAGAACCCAAGAUCAUGAUUGCUGCUCUUAGAGCUUGUCGACGAGUCAAUGAUUAUGCCUUGGCUGUUAGAUUUCUUGAAGCUGUAAAGGAUAAGUGUGGUACCAGGAUGAAAGAAAUCUACCCAUUUCUCCUUCAAGAGGUCAGACCUACUCUGGAUGAGUUGGGAAUUUGCACACCUGAAGAAAUGGGAUAUGACAAACCGGAACUUCACUUAGAGAAUGUUUAUGACAUUCAUUGAGCCCUGUUUGGGGUAGGAAAGUGUUAAUGUAGGUCCAUUAGCAGUAUAUUUGUGCGCAAAUCAAGAAGAUUUAGUAAGGAGUUCAACAUUUGUCUGUGGAAGAAAACUAAACAAUCAUUUGAGUAUGUUAAAGUUCAGUUGAUAAAAUUUUGUAGUGAAAUAAAACUGUGAAUUUCUGAAGAUUAAAAAUGUAUUUCCAGACAA
Messenger RNA from Limulus polyphemus (Atlantic horseshoe crab), 775 nucleotides. Its product is annotated as cytochrome c oxidase subunit 5A, mitochondrial-like. NCBI's taxonomy places the organism in Eukaryota, Metazoa, Arthropoda, Merostomata, Xiphosura, Limulidae. Bases 92 to 571 code for a protein of 159 amino acids. Gene Ontology annotation, biological process: mitochondrial electron transport, cytochrome c to oxygen. The record is from RefSeq and is a predicted model, not a curated record. Gene Ontology annotation, cellular component: mitochondrial inner membrane. The transcript has 4 exons.